This is a messenger RNA of Pelobates cultripes (western spadefoot toad), 288 nucleotides long. The record is from the annotation of a GenBank genome assembly. NCBI's taxonomy places the organism in Eukaryota, Metazoa, Chordata, Amphibia, Anura, Pelobatidae.
AUGGCGGAUGUUACAAUUUCACCCGCACCACAAGGCUUACUGGAGACGACUCUAAUGCAACUCAACGCUAUUUUUGAGGAAUUCUGGCUGAAACUGAGUUGCAGACAGGCAGAGAUGGAGGGGAGGAAUGACAGCGGAGGCCCAUCGCACCACUUACAAACUAAAGCUAAGAACCCUACAUUGAGCCACGCACAGCAGAUCAAAUCUGCAAAUAUGAGCCGGAAAAGUACCAGGAAGAAGCCGCGAGCAUUGGAUGCUCGGAUCCGCUCAUGGUCAUCCCGUGUCUGA